This is a messenger RNA of Phyllostomus hastatus (greater spear-nosed bat), 982 nucleotides long. RefSeq names its product myelin associated oligodendrocyte basic protein (gene MOBP). The transcript is spliced from 6 exons. Gene Ontology annotation, molecular function: actin binding; myosin binding. Gene Ontology annotation, cellular component: cortical actin cytoskeleton. Lineage: Eukaryota; Metazoa; Chordata; Mammalia; Chiroptera; Phyllostomidae. The record is from RefSeq and is a predicted model, not a curated record. The coding region runs from base 88 to 573 and encodes 161 amino acids.
GGAAAAAAAAAGAGAAGCAAAUGAUACCAAGGCAAGCGCCUGACAGGGACCUCAUCACCAGAUGUGUAUGGAUGAAAAUACAGUGAGAUGAGUCAGAAAACGGGCAAGGAGGGUCCCAGGCUCUCCAAGAACCAGAAGUUUUCCGAGCACUUCAGCAUCCACUGCUGCCCGCCCUUCACCUUCCUCAACUCCAAACGGGAGAUCGUGGACCGGAAGUACAGCAUCUGCAAGAGCGGCUGCUUCUACCAGAGGAAGGAGGAGGACUGGAUCUGCUGCGCCUGCCAGAAGACCAGAACCAGGCGCCGUCCAACGUCCCCUCAGAGGCCCAAGCACCAGCCAGCUGCACCCCCCGCGGUGGUCAGAGCACCGGCCAAGCCACGGUCCCCUCCGAGGUCUGAGCCACGGUCCCCUCCGAGGUCUGAGCGUCAGCCACGACCCCGCCCAGAGGUCCGACCACCACCAGCCAAGCAGCGCCCCCCUCAGAAGUCCAAGCAGCAGCCGCGCAGCAGCCCCCAGAGAGGGCCAGGCACCAGCCGUGGGGGGUCCCCCGUCAAAGCUUCUAGGUUCUGGUAACACCAACUCUUCCCUUUCGUUCCCCCAGCCCUAAGAUUGAAAAGGAGGAUCAAGCCAACCCCACGGAAGAAGUAACCGAGGAGGAGUUUCAACUGAGUGGAUGGCCUCAGCUCCUGGACCCCCUGCUUCCUGACCCCUGCGCCCUUGGGCGAGCUGUCCGGUUUCCAACAUGGUGCAGAGGCAGAUGCCCGCUGAUGCCCAAGGUCUCCACGGCAUGGGGGCCGCCGGGCAGCCUGCCUGGAGCAUUUUGAAGAUAUCAUCCUGUUAUCUUCUGACCUCUGUAAUUGUCAGUGAGAAAUCCGCUGUCAUUCUACUUGCCUUCCAUUGACUCAAGUUUCUUCAGAAUGAAGACGUAUAUCUUUCUUCAGGGAUAUGCAAAAAAGAUAUUGUACAACCAUCGUAAUGGCAA